Messenger RNA from Poeciliopsis prolifica (blackstripe livebearer), 3747 nucleotides. RefSeq names its product storkhead box 1 (gene stox1). The transcript has 4 exons. Bases 170 to 3439 code for a protein of 1089 amino acids. The record is from RefSeq and is a predicted model, not a curated record. Gene Ontology annotation, cellular component: cytoplasm; nucleus. Lineage: Eukaryota; Metazoa; Chordata; Actinopteri; Cyprinodontiformes; Poeciliidae. Gene Ontology annotation, molecular function: RNA polymerase II transcription regulatory region sequence-specific DNA binding; DNA-binding transcription activator activity, RNA polymerase II-specific. Gene Ontology annotation, biological process: positive regulation of transcription by RNA polymerase II.
UGGAAGCCGACACAAACCACACCGCUCCCCGUCCGCUGCGCCGGCCGCAGGGUUCGCAGCCCCCAGAGAGGAACGCAUGGCAAAAAAAACCCCGCUCGUCUUUUAACGACAGCGUUUCGGUGCAGACCAUGCCCGCUCCCGUCCCGAGCUAGGUGAAGGUUAUUCAGACAUGUCCCACCAGCAGCGGCUCGUCCAGCUCUCCGGAGCGUCGCUCGCCGUGGUCUUCGGGCCGGACGAGGAGAGUUUGCGCGCCGUCGAAGGGAAACCCAACGCGCCGAGUGGCCAGGAGAUCUUUGCUGACUUCAAGGCGCAAAACUCGCGCAGCUUCUGGAAUAAGAGACUCGUCAAGGCCAUGGCGGAGGUGCACUUUCAGGGAUGGAUGGAAAACUUGGUGCUUUUCAUUCAAGGGAACGCGAACGACUUGGAGGUGCUGAGGGAAGCAUGGAUGCGCAGGGCGCUGAGGUCACCAAAGGGAUUCCUUAUUAAAGCUGUUGGUGAUCUCUCCCCAGUGCAGAUGUCCCCGGUUCCUCAGUCGCAGUUCAUUCCCUUGGCUGAAGUGCUGUGCUCUGUCAUCUCCGACAUGAACUCUGCCCAGAUAAUCGUCACCCAGGAGGCGCUUGUCAACUACAUGAGCAAAGCCCAUCCAGGGAUAACCAUUCCCACUCAGGACAUCCUCUAUAACGCACUUGGAACUCUGAUCAAGGAGCGCAAGAUUUACCACACCGGCGAGGGCUACUUCAUUGUCACACCUCAGACAUAUUUCAUCACCAACAACAUGGUUCGAGAGAAGAACUGGUGGACCUCUGGUUCAAUUGAUGACCCUCCUCUAACCCCGCCUGUUACUUACCUUUUGAGCAAUGAAGUCUGUGUUGAGGGCACUCAAACAGUCCCUGUUGCCCACUGCAGGUCAUGCAGCUGUUUUAGCCCUCAUCAAAAUUCCCCCAACACCACUGCCGCCACUGAAACGGCCACCGUCCCUCCUUCCACUGUUCCUGACCAGCAUUCUGUGUCUGUGUCCAUAAGCGAAUGCACGGGAAGAAGCCUAAAGUGGCCCCGGGCGUCAGAUCAUAAACCCUCAGUGCAGCAUCAGUCCACAUCCACAGCUGCUGAUUGCCAAGCUAGUGAGAUCAGCAAAACAACAGCCACUACAAAUGCCACAAAUCGGAAAGAAAAGGAUAAACCUGUGAGGAAGUUUGGUCUCAGCUUGUUCAGAAGGAAUGGAGCUAAAAAGGAGAAGCCAAAGAAGGAGUACGCAUCAUUUUCAGGUCAGUUCCCUCCGGAGGAGUGGCCUGUGAGAGAUGAGGAAGACUUGAACAACUUGCCCCGAGACCUGGAGCAUGCCAUUAUCAAACGCAUCAACCCUGAACUGACUGUGGACAACCUGACACGGCACACCGUCCUAAUGAAGAAACUGGAGGAGAGAAGGGAAAGGGGAGUGGACAAGAUUCUGGAUCGAGGUCUAGACAGCGAAGACAAGGGAGUCAACAAGGGAAUGUCAACCGACAUCCUAACUUAUUCCAAACACAGGCAUCACCACUUGUCUAAAGCCAGUGGAGGGAAAAGAUUGUCUCAGAAGGUUUCUCGUAGCAAGAGGAGGGUCCACUCAUCUCGAGAAAAGCAAAGGGAAAGGGACAAAGACAAGUUUAAAAGCAAGGCCCCCAUAUGUUCCGACAUUUAUCCAGAUGAGGAGGAUUUGAUUCCAACAAGGCUUAGGGGAGAAAUCUCUGCUGAUGCUGCAGAUCAAGCAGAGGAGCCUGGAAAUGUUGAGGGAAAGAGUCUCUACAAGAAACGCAUUGAUAAUCCUUUCCAGACUCAUCCAAUCAAGGAUGCUGAGAACAUAGCUCCCGCCAACAGGGAGCACAGACGACGAGAGGCCAAAGAAGUCAAAGAGGGCAAAACAUCUGUGUCUGGAAGAAAGGAACGAACUGGUCACCGCUCCAAGUCAUGGGAUCCUCAUCGGGCAAAGCUGAUGGCAGCAGAAGAAGAGAAUGGCCUGAAAUUCCCCUCGUCUGAGGACAGAAACGGCUGUGACCAUGAGACAGACUUUGUUGCUGAACAUCUGCUCCUGCCAGACAAGAAGGUCAGUAGAGAGCUUGGUUUGGAAUACAGCUCAGCAUAUCUACAUGGCAGCACGCUCAGGAUAGAUGACAAAAUUCGGCAUCAAGAUGAACAAAGAAGCAAGGAGAUUUGGGAGAGAGAAGGCAAAAAUGGAUAUUUUCAAGAUGUCCAACAGUACAAAAAUGUACCAGAACAAGGCAAAAUAAAAAAUGACAGUCUCACUAACGUCCAGCAACACUCCAAUAUGACUACUGUUUCCCCUACCUAUCCACAUCAGUCUGCAAUAAACCCUGCACAUAAUCCAGAUCUGCCAUGGCCCAAGCCCUCUUUACAGCGGAAACACUCCCUACGACUUUCCACUCAACACAGGGAUAAUAUUCCAAGGCCAAAGGAUCUCUCCAUGACUAUUGAGGAUCAGCAGGAGAUCCGAUCAGCCAGCAGAACCAUUAACAAUGGAGAUGUUCUGGAACUGACCCCUGACAGUACACCGCUAACAGUAAACAGUGACGGUUUCAUAGAGGAUGACUGUAGGCUCUAUGAGGCAGCAGAUGGACCAGAAGAGGAAGAUGCCUGCAGCUCCCUGUGUCUGAACACCGAGGAGAUGAUUGAUGUAGAUGAUAAUUACCGAACUGGUAUUGCAAACUAUCACCAGCUGGUUUACAAUGACCAUGAAUCUAAAACCCAUCAACAUUCCUAUUACAAAGUUAUGUUUCAACAACCGCAAGCUGCUUGCAAACAAGACUUAACACAUAGCACUUUAACAAAUCUAAUUACUCCCACGAGCCAGAAAGAAGCUUCCCUCAUAGCCACAAGACCAGCAGAGAGCAGCUGGAGACCUCAUCAUCAAAGACCUAGAUCACCGGGGACGUUACGUGAGCAAAGUCCUGAGAAGGGUCUAUUGAUCCAGGGGGAGAAGGGAUGUGGUCCUAUUCUGGAUGGAAACUGUUCAGAGCUAUGCGAAGGUGCAGACAGCAGCAUCUUUGACUACUGCCAGGCCAGCGAGCUCGAAUCAGACUCAGAGACUGUCCGAAAAUCAGCAGACGAAGGUGACGGCGAGUCUGCACACUGGGCUGUGGAUGUGCAGGAAGAGCGGCAGGACGGAUUUGAUGAGAAUUGUGUUUCUCAGGCCCACAAAGUUAUCCAGAGCACACCAACUGGGGCCAGAAGAGCAGAGGAAAUGGUGGAGAACCAGAGCAUCACUGGAGACAGUGGAAUAGAUUCCCCUCGGACCCGUGUCAGCCUUGCAUCGAGCAACACCGUUAUCCUCGAAGGUCUCAAGAGACGGGGCUUCCUGCAGAACCUGGAGAAGCUGCAUGCAAAGAGCAGCACUAUCCGACCACAGAGCUCACUGCUACAGCUAACUCCUGUCAUGAACGUAUAGCAGAUCCUUGGUAAAGCAAUGCUGAUCAGUCUUCUUGAAAAGGCUCACAUGAUAUGCUUACCUCCCCAUAUGGACACCUAUGACAACAAAGGUGUGUAAAAAUGUACAGUGAACACAAUAAAUGUAAAUACUUAAAUUCCGCUAAGAUAUAUCCAGACUUACUUGUGUAUGUGCUGUCAUAGUUUGUACUGUAUGCAAUAUAAAUGCUUUUUUUCAUUGUCCUUUUAGCUCAAAUGUGUAGAAAAGCACAUUUCCUAGUUUUUCAAUUUUGUUCUUGAGUUACAAAAAUAAAAUAUAUUAUAUAUUCA